Arachis stenosperma is the source of this 675-nucleotide messenger RNA. RefSeq lists its product as uncharacterized. The transcript has a single exon. NCBI's taxonomy places the organism in Eukaryota, Viridiplantae, Streptophyta, Magnoliopsida, Fabales, Fabaceae. The coding region runs from base 1 to 675 and encodes 224 amino acids. The record is from RefSeq and is a predicted model, not a curated record.
AUGGGAGCCGCCCCAUUCACCGACAGAAUUUUAAGAGCCAAGCUUCCAAAGGGAUUUGACAAGCCCACAAACAUGAAAUACGACGGGACCAAAUAUCCCCAAGAACACCUAACGGCCUUCGAAGUCAGGAUGAACCUAGAAGGAGCCGCUAACACGGUCUGGUGUAUGGCCUUCCCGGUAACCCUAGCUGGCCCUGCUCCCAAACUAUUCAACAGCCCUCCCAAACGGUUCACCACCAGAAUCACCAAAGCCAAGCACCCCAUCAGCUUACUCGUAAUCACCCAGAGACAAGAGGAAUCCACGAGAAAAUACCUCGAUAGGUUCAACGACAAGUGCCUCACAGUCGACGGGCUCACGGACUCGGUCAACAGUCUCUGCAUGACAAAUGGCCUCAUGAACGAAGACUUCCGAAAAUACCUCACCACCAAGCCGGUUUGGACUAUGCACGAAAUUCAAAGUGUCACAAGGAAAUACAUCAACGACGAAGAGUUGAAUCAAGUUGUGGCCGCUAAUAAAUGGCAACACGGCAACACGACACCUCGCAAUAACCCGCCACCAAAAGAAAGCCAGAAAAAAUACUCCAAACCGGCAAACCCUAACCGAUUUCCCAAGGUGGGAAAGUUCUCAAACUACACCCCCUGCUCGCUUCCAUCACAGAAAUUUACCACCAAAUAG